GCUUGGCCUCGAGCUCUGAAGCGCCGCAUACAGCAGCGCUUCACCGACUGGGGAAGCACCUCCUGCCGGCCCGCACACAGCGAUGCCUUGAGCCACGCUCUCUUUCAAGCAGGAGAGAGCCAUCACGGCUGCACUCUGCACUGAGACGCCUCCGCGCUGCUUUGCAGCGGCUGCCACCCCAGCCCCGUGAAGAGGGUAUCCGGGCACUGAGCCCCGAGGUGCGCUGGCAGCUGCUGAAGUUCAUGGAGGCCUCGGCGACUUCGGCUUCUCCGAAAAUUGGGCCGAAGCCGACCAAGCGGACCAAGUCAUCAGAGCCCAAGACCUGUGGCUUGCAGCAAAAUCGGCAAGGGCUCUUCCGAGCCAAAAUCAGCUUUGAACACAUUCGGCUGUACAGCUCUUACACCUUGCCGCGAGCAGCAGUGGAAUACCACAUACUACUGGUGAGGCUGAGGCAGCUAGUGAUGAUGAACACACCUCAAGCCGCCAGCGCCAGCGAGGGAGUCUCCGAGCUUUGUGAGGCGUUUGCCACUGCUUUUGCAGAGUUAGAGCGGGAGCCCGUCGUCAACAUGAGACCUCGUGAUUGUCUAAGUGGAGAGCAGGGCUUGAACUGCUUCUUAAAGAAGUAUGGAAUCCGAAGCUAUCUCAGCAUUCAUGUGGCCCGCUGGUUAGGAUCAAGGCAUGUGUCGUCACCUGUUCUGCCCCUGGGGGACGUUCUCACGCUGCGGCAGCAACUACUUCUGGCCCGGAGCAAAGGCUUGGAACCCUUUCGUGAUGCGUGGCUUAAGAUGCUGCAGAGACUGGGGCACUCUGCCUCUGGCUCUGGGAGCUCUGGGCACAGCCACUUCGCCGCAGACACCUUCAAGGAUCAAGUGCUGCAGAUGAAUCCGUGUGUCUGCAAGAAGCGACGACGCGCAGCUGAAGCACUGCAUGAAGCGAUGGGUCGACAGAGGUCUGCUGGAUUGCGAAAGCAGGCGGUCUCCAGAAAGAGACAGGAUGCUGUCGCAAGGCUGAGAGCUGCCUCAUGUGCGACAGAGCGAGCAUUGGCAGCCUGCAACGUCAAGCGACACUCAAGCAGCCGCAAUGUCCGUAAGACAUGA
Molecule: messenger RNA, 1097 nt
Organism: Symbiodinium necroappetens
Lineage: Eukaryota; Dinophyceae; Suessiales; Symbiodiniaceae
Source: the annotation of a GenBank genome assembly